This is a messenger RNA of Pomacea canaliculata, 4021 nucleotides long. RefSeq names its product ras-related protein Rab-30-like. Bases 925 to 1587 code for a protein of 220 amino acids. Gene Ontology annotation, cellular component: trans-Golgi network. The transcript is spliced from 3 exons. The record is from RefSeq and is a predicted model, not a curated record. Gene Ontology annotation, molecular function: GTP binding; GTPase activity. NCBI's taxonomy places the organism in Eukaryota, Metazoa, Mollusca, Gastropoda, Architaenioglossa, Ampullariidae.
UCAAGGAGAGAGACGCAACUUUUUAGGAAAGAAGAUGCGGAUCCUUCGUCGACAGAAUCGACAAGGAAUCCUCCUUUCUUCUUUCCUUCCUUGCUUUGAUUCUCAGUCGGGGACUCGAUGAGACAGGAAAAUUCGAGACAAGUGCGCCUACACAUCUGUGAAAUCUCUCUAGUGAACCUGCUGGAAAUUCAGUGGAGACAUUGCAUUCAUAAAGAAAGAAACCCGUUAAAGGAAAAUCCACUGAGAUUUUUUCUUAACACAAGACUAUUUUGACGGAGCAUCCUUCACGGUAAGAAAACUAAAAAUAACAUAUUUUGUCUAAUGACGAAUAAUUCCAACUAAAGAAAAUUAGCAUUAAUGACAAUAACAAUGUAUUAUAAGUUGGACCAGCCGUUGGAGUCAUUUCCACUCCAUUAAUCGAGAUUUUUAGCUUGAACCAAUCCAGUAAUUUCGAAAGUCCAAUGAAAGCUUACAUCAAAACUGUUUCUGUUACCUUUAAGCGCCCGCUUCUGACAAAAAUGGAAUCACAAAAUAAAGAGUCUCCACGAUUUGCGUUAUCGUGUUGUCAUGAACAGUGAAAGGAAAAGGGAACAAAAAGAAAACGGAAAUUUGAGUCACUUCUUAGACCUUUGAUCUUCACAUAUGGCCCAGUAUGAGAAUUAUGUUUAUUAUUAAAAGGUUUAAUCGACUGCAAGAUUGAGCGGUCAGUCAGUUUAUGAAUUCCUCUUUACUUCUUUUUAAACGUUUUGCCAACGUUAAACGGCUUUGUAUUCUUUGCAGAAAACUUAGCAGCUGUAUUCAUGUUAUUUAUUUAGACUUGGAGCGAACAUCAGCAUACCUUGGUUUCCUUCACCACUAAACGACUUGUAGUCUACUCAAGGACGCUUGUUAAGGUGGAGAAACUCGGCACAGGUAAAUCUCAACAUGUCUCUCAGGAGCCAGCGGUCUAAAGACGACCCCGCCUACUGCAUCAAAGUCAUUCUGCUGGGAGACCUCGGGGUGGGAAAAACCACCUUCAUGCGCACUUACACCCGGGCAAGACCUCAGCCACCAACUCUGUACCAAGGCAGCAACAUCCCACAUUACCCAGCCUCCAUGAAGAAGACCUUCAACUAUCAGGGAAAGAAGGUCGAGAUAGUCCUCUGGGACACUGCAGGACAAGAGCGGUACCGCAGCCUCACAGCCUCCCACUACCGCGGGGCGCAUGCCUGCAUCAUCAUGUAUGAUGUCAGCAGCGAGGACUCCUUCAACCACCUGCCUAUCUGGCUGGAAUCUGUGCACGAGUACUGCCCGGGGGCUAACGACCGCACAGUACUGGUUGGCAGCUGGAAGGGCUCAAGUUCCUCCCGCCGCAAGGUGGAGUUGGAGCGGGUACUGGGCUUCGCCGCCCACUACCGUCUGCCGCACUUCGAAGUGGACAGCACAGCCAACCCCAACACCGUCGACACUGUGCUGGAUAACGUGGUGCGCCUGGUGCUGACGGAAGCCAACGAGAACCGCCAGCUGUCGGACUCCAUCAAACCGCAAGGCACCAGGCUGGCGCCGCACAAGACAGAGUUCAAGUGUUCUGCGUGUUGCCACUCGUGAACUUUGGCUUCAUCGCGGCCUUUGCCCUCUAUUUAGGCUCAUGGCAGGGGACCAUGGACAAAGACAGUGAAGAAGUGACCAUUUAAACGAAUCACACAUUUCCUUGUGCUGUUGUCUUAUGAACAACCUGAAUGUCAGACAAGCACCCAGUCGAAACAGUCGAGAGAAGUGGUGGUGGUGUGUGUGGGGGAAGUGGGGUCACUGAGAUGAGCAGGCAGUGUUCGGCAAGUAACCCAUGAUAUUUAGAAAAUAAUAGUAAUCAACAGUAUUCAACGGACAAGUUCAUACCAACAGCUGGUGGCAGAGGAUGGGAUGGGUAUAGUUACCAAAGCCACCUGCAGCACCUCUGAGCUCAGUGCAUUUGCCCUGUUACCUGUUGUCACAUUUCAGCUGUCGUUUGUCUGCAAGCAAACAGUUAAUCCCCUUCCUACCUGCAAUCUAUUCACUCAUAUUGUCACGGAGUCCUCAGAACAAUAUACCCCCACCAUUCUGGACCAGAAGGUACCAUGACUACAACCUGCUUUCAGAACUGUAUAAAACCACAAUUUAAUGUUUAAAAAAGCUAUCAAUUUUAAUCCUUUCAGGAAGGCAGGUGAGAUUCAAGCACACAGCCUUGUCUGCGAUUAUGCCAGACAUGGAAUAAGAACUGAAAUAUGUUGACAUCGUCCUCUGUGAAAUCCUCUUUAUCAUCUAUCAAAACAUUUAGAUUCAUUGCAGAUGUAAUGGCUACCACUGAAUUUUAACAGUCUUCCAUUCAGUGGUGCUGCUGGACUUACUGGAAGCAUUAAUGAGGGUGGGCUGGCCAACCUCCACAAGAUAACUGUUGAUUUCAUGAACCCUAUAAUGACCAUGUAGUGACCCCAAGGGUUUGAUUUUGGUGAAAUGUGCAGUAACUGUUGGUGGGUCUUUUCAAGCGUAAAGCAUGAUGCUGAACGAUACUCCAGAUGAGGAUAGGCUCCAAUAGAGCAUUUCUUUCCCUCCUCCUCCAUCCUCAUGCAUGGUUUCUAAGAUGCUCACUUUCUCUCUGACCCUGAUUCAUCUUUCCGGAUGUGUUGUUUCCAGGUUUGUUAAAGUUUUAUAAUAUUUGUUCAAAGGUGAUAACCACUGUCUUUCUUAUACAUCAUCAAUGCUCAUGGGUUUGACGGGAUUUUUUGGUGGGGGAAGGGGAAGAUGAUAAGGCAAAGAGUGGUGUUGGGAACUUCUCCCUACUGGUGGUGACUAACAAUCUACAACCCACACCUAUGCUUAACAAACUGUUCCUUCUGUGCUAGAUUCUUUGCAACACAUGACCAGUUCAUCUAUUUAAAAUGAAGUAUUGCUUUCUCUGGUGAGAGUUGGAAGAUGGCUGGUGCAGGCACACUCUCUCAGAGUGACAUUUUUCAUCAAAGCGAUACUUUCUUGCCUUGUUAGUAGCAUUCAUGAACAACUGUGAUAUGAAUUUCUUAUUAAUGUUUUCAUGUCUUAUUCUGAUUUAAAUUAAAAGCAGGUUUGGUGCUAGUAAUCCACAACAAAUAAAAGUUUAAAAAUUUUCCCCAUGCUUUCUUCCUGUGAACCCUGCUGUCAAUAUUUCUCUAUGUGCCAUGUAUCAGUGUGUAUGUGUGGGUAAAAAAAAAAAGAGCUGUAUACAACUUUUUGUAUUCACAUGUUUACAUUGUAUUGAAACGUUUUUCCCAAACUCCUGCAUUUUUAAAACAAAAAAAUGCCUACUUCAGCGGUUCUCAACCUUUUACUUGUGACACCCCCCCCUGACGAACAAAGGUACGUCCGCGCGCCCCCCUUAGCCAGCAAUGUAAGCUAAUUUCACUAAUACCGGUAUAAGAAACUUUAAAAAAAUGACCACCUUCGCGCCCCCCUUGUAAGCACGUCGUUGAGCACAGGUUGAGAACCGCUGGCCUACUUCCUGAUGAUGUUUUAGAUGGCAUUUUAAAAACAUAUUUGUCAUUGCCAGGUUUCUUUUUCCUACUUUUCUUAUGAUCAAAUAACUUUUGUGAAUCUAGCAGAACACAUAACAUUUACCACAGUCAGAAAAGAAAUUUUGAAAAGGCAGAUUUAUGUGGUUUGUACCAGGACUAUGUUCACUCCUUAAUGCACUUGUUUUUGUGCUCUAUGUGCACUAUGCUCAUUAAAAUAAAAAUAGAUGCAUUUUUGACAGUUACCCAAAACGCAUGGAAGUCAGAAGAAAAUCUUAUAACUGGUGACUGUUUGUUUACAUAUUUCAGGCUAUUCUUACCCUGUGAGAUAGCAUUUUCUUACAGCUUUACUAUCAUUACGGUAAUUUUAAGCAGUGCUUACUUCAUGUAAGGACUGUAUUGUUCUGAAACCUGGAGAGUGACAAACAUAAUCAACAACAAGCUCCAGACCUUUACCAACCGAUACCUACACCAUAAUCUGGGAAUAAGAUGGCCUGAAAAGAUCUUCAUCAGCAGCCUGUAGA